This is a messenger RNA of Aphanomyces astaci, 2433 nucleotides long. RefSeq lists its product as hypothetical. Bases 42 to 2384 code for a protein of 780 amino acids. The transcript is spliced from 11 exons. Lineage: Eukaryota; Oomycota; Saprolegniomycetes; Saprolegniales; Verrucalvaceae. The record is from RefSeq and is a predicted model, not a curated record.
CUCAAAGUCCAAACGUUGCUCGAUUGAAAAGACCAACUUCGAUGGCGAAGGUGCUUGGGGUGCCAUCAUCGUCGAGUGUCGGCCUCUUGGAUGUUCUACCCGCCGUGGGGACGUUCUGUGUGGCUUUGCCCAUGUACGUCGCCACGGCGUUUCCCAGUGUUCCGGGUGGCGACAGUGGCGAACUCCUCGCGGAAGCUUGUAAGGCGAAAGGCGGCGUCGCGCAUCCGCCGGGCUACCCGCUGUACCUUCUCCUGCUUCAAGCCGCGUUCAAACUGGAACUUUUCCACGGUUUGACGCCUGCGUACAUUGCCAACCUCGAGAACGCCUUGUUCGCCGCCGUCGCCGCCGCCGCGAUCACCCACUUUGUGUACUUGUACACGAACAAAACGAAUGCGUUUGCAGCUAUCGCGGGCGGACUCAUGUUUGCGUUCACGCCUCUCACGUGGGAAUAUGCUGUCGGGGCAGAAGUGUUUGCGUUGAACAACAUGCUCCUCGCGAUUCUGUUUGUGCUGUGCGCAGUGUUCAAGCGCUCCCACAGCAUCUCGGCCGCGUCACUUGGCGCUCUCAUCUGCGGCUUGGCCCUUUCCAACCAACACACUGCCAUCUUGUACGAAGUGCCCAUGAUUGCGUGGAUGUUGUGGCACGGUCGCAAUGUAUUUCGCUGGUACCACCUCUUUUGCUUUGGCAUGCUCUUUGUGGCAGGCCUGACGCCAUAUUUGCAUCUCAUGAAUGUAUCCGAAACGCCGUCGAAGGGGUCGUGGGGCAACGCGUCCAGCUGGAUGGGGCUGCUCCGCCAUUUGGUGCGAGAAGAGUACGGCACGUUCAAGCUGUCGCCCAUCAAACCCACAAACCUUACCGAGACUCCGUGGGAACGAGGGUUGUUGUACCUGCACGACGCCCGCGAGCAAUUUAUUGGCGUCGGGUUUAUCUUGGCCUUCAUUGGGCUGUGGCGCGCCGACAACGCACCCGAGGCAACACCCGCCGUGGCGGACGCGACCACGUCAUCCAGUGACACGCAUACCCCGGAGCAACGAUCGCUCGAUGACUUGCUCCUCUUGACGUUGCUGCACUACUUGGUUUGCUUCAACGCUUUGGCCAACUUGCCCUUGUACAUUCCACUAACUCGAUCGAUCCACAGCCGCUUCUGGAUGCAACCCAACAUGGUCAUCGCCAUGUUCCUGGGUAUUGGCCUCGCGCGCAUGCAGGGCAAUGUGAUUCGGGGGCUGCCGUCGUUCAUUCCGACGUCCAUGGGUCGAUUUCUCGUGAUCGGGUCGUCCGUGGCGCUCGUGGGGCUUCAAAUCUCGACGCACUUUCGGCAAUCCAACCACAGCAAGUCGGGCGUGGUCAUGUCUUCGUACGGGAACGCACUACUCGACACGCUACCCCCCCACUCGGUGCUGCUCUCGUACACCGACAUCAACUGGAACAGCGUCCGGUACCUCCAAGAGUGCGAACACAAGCGCCCAGAUGUAACGCACCUCAACUUUCAGCUGAUGCCGUACAGCUGGUUCAGUCGCCAGCAUGAUUUGUACCCGGGUAUCACGUUCCCCCAGCUCAUUCAAGGCGUGUCCACUGAACGGGGCAGCAAGGGCUUUGAGCAGCUCAUGCGCCGAUUUGUCAUGCAAAACAUGUACGCAAUCAACAUGUACUUGGACCUCCACGCCGUGAACGAAUCAGCGUUGGGCAAAGACGGGUACUACAAUGGGUUUUAUGUGACCCCCCACGGCAUGCUGUGGAAGAUCCACGAACAGAAAAAGAUGCCCACGUAUGCCAAGUGGAACAAAGAGUCCAAGACGCUGUUUCAAAUGUACAACCAGAGCUUUGCACUGGCCCAUUCGGCAAAGUACCCCGACGGGUCGUGGGAGUAUGUGGCCCGCAAGAUUUACUUUGACGGGCUGUAUCAGAAGGCGCUGCACAGUUUGCAGUACUGGAUCGACCGCACGGCCAAGAAGGGCAAAGAUGUCACGUAUGACGAUUUAGACGGGUACAUGUUUGGGCUGCGGGAUAUUGUCAAGGCCCUCAACGGCAUUUACCACGUUGCCAUCCCGGUGCAAUGUGUCACAUACCCCCGUAAAGACAUUGUCAAAAACUUGGCUCUCACGUACGUGCGGUACCACGGCGCCCUCGUCUUGGCAGAGCAUCAACCGCAGCGGGACCUGCCCAUCUCCAAGCAGUUGAUCCAUGACGUAAAAGUGGAGGCCGUGCGCAUUUCCAACGAAUUCAUCGAGUUAAGUCCUAAGGACAAGGACCUUGAAGUGUUCCAGACGUUUGUCGACACUGCCGACGACCCCGAGGCAGCGACGGCAGCGGCGAAGAAAGCCAAGAAGAGCAGCAAGAAGAAGAAGAAGGCGCGACCCCAUCAAGUGGUCGACGAAGAGUUGUAACGUACGAAUAAUAAUGUACUACAUACCCUGGUCCCUUGGACUUACAGCC